AUGUAUUGAUGAUUAUGAUAAUGUCAUUAAUUUAAUUCGUAAGGAGAAGAAUUUAAAGGAUUCGGAAUCCUUAUCUUUAAUCUUACAAAUUGAUGAAUUCCAAACUGCAAAAUAUCUACGUCGCAAUAUAGGACUACAAAUCUUUCACUUGUCGCCCAUGGAUUUUAAAGACUCCAUGCUAUUAUUUGACCGUUUUAUUGGGCAUUUUGCAAAUGAAGAUAAUUAUAAUGUUUCAGGCAACAUAUAUCGUUCUAUAGUGAAUUCAAUAAGAGGAAUUCCCUCCGUCAUUGAAGUUGCAACUAAAGUGAUUACAAAUAUGAAAAAUGCAAAUUUAAAUGCAUUUGAAAACUAUCAAACGGCGAAUACAUUUUGGAGAUUUUUGCGAGCUUCCAUUAAAGAAAAAUACUCCGAAAAUGAUUGGUUGAGAAGCUUACAGAGCGAGGAUAAUAUUUUAAAAUUACUAUUUUAUAUACAUAUACAGAAGCCCCUUAAAAAAGAUGACAAAUUCGACGAUUCUACUACUAUUGAUGAUUUUGAAACUAGUGACCUCAUUUUUCUUGAACAGUCUGGUAAACUGUUCAUCCCAAGGGCACCAUUAGUUCUCAUAUCAAUAUUAGCAGAUUAUUUGAAAUCAUUUGACAUCUUUAAUGAUAAUCUGCUGAAUCCGUUUGAUUUGUUAACUGAGGAGACAUUUCCUCAAUUUAUCCUUCACAUGCAUCAUGUCACCUAUACACUUGUAUUUCGUACGGGCCUUCCUAUCACAAUUCGCGAUAUUUAUGGUGGACAUGUUAGAGGCUUAGAUGACGUUUUAAACUCGAGGAUUGAUGUUCAACAAUCAAUUGAAUACCACGUCCACGCAAGCCUGAUACCUAAAACAAAUGAUGGUUUUAUCAAACCCGGAUUAUUAGAUAGGCAAAAGCUUCCAGUGAUUAGCUCAAAUAAAGAAGGAUAUAAAGAAAUUGAUGUCACAUCAGGUAGAUAUCUUGUCCUUCUCGCCAGAAGAACAAAAUCUGCGGAUGCAAUUACACCACACGCAGAUGAACAAUAUAAGUUUAGUUUAGCACUGGAAUCCGGGCAGCCAAUCCAUACAAGUUCAAGGGGGAAAAUUGGUGUUGAUAUAAUUCUUGAAGAAGAAAAAAAGGCCAAAGAGGAUAUACAAAAUAUUCCAGACAACUGCAUUAUUGUGGCAGGAAAAGAUUUAUUUGAUUUUGUUGGCCUUUACGCAGACGUUGUCGCUAGAAUUGCUAUGAAGUCAGAUGAAUCUGAUAAUUUAUAA
Racocetra fulgida is the source of this 1276-nucleotide messenger RNA. The record is from the annotation of a GenBank genome assembly. NCBI's taxonomy places the organism in Eukaryota, Fungi, Glomeromycota, Glomeromycetes, Diversisporales, Gigasporaceae.